Radiomyces spectabilis is the source of this 473-nucleotide messenger RNA. RefSeq lists its product as uncharacterized. Gene Ontology annotation, cellular component: endoplasmic reticulum membrane. The transcript has 4 exons. Gene Ontology annotation, molecular function: protein folding chaperone. The record is from RefSeq and is a predicted model, not a curated record. Gene Ontology annotation, biological process: protein insertion into ER membrane. The coding region runs from base 57 to 407 and encodes 116 amino acids. NCBI's taxonomy places the organism in Eukaryota, Fungi, Mucoromycota, Mucoromycetes, Mucorales, Radiomycetaceae.
GCCACCGUCGCGAGGUGAUAUCUUUCCCAUUGCAUUCUUUAAAAUAGAGACUACUGAUGGCUUCAUCUCUGGCCAAAGAUCCCCGUCGAGCUGAUAAAAUAGUGCCAUUUCACAUGCCGCCCGCAGUAGACGGUGAGGCCGAUGUGAAUGCCAAUAUAGCACUGUAUGCUGGUAUGGCAUCCAUCUUUAUUCGCAACCGAUUCAAGAUUGUUCCGUGGGUUGCUGCUUACUUUGGUGUUUCGUCGCUGCUCAAUUCCCGCAAGAGUGUAAAAAGCAAAGAUUCACCGGGUUUCACCGGCAUCAUGGUUGCAUUUAUCUCCCUUUUUACAUAUUAUCUCAAUAUUUACAUGGUGAAUAAGAAAACGCACGAAGCAGUUGCAGCUGGCGAGGCUGUUUUCAGUAAUUAAAAUAAGGCACGAUUUUUUUAAGCAUUUUGCAGAUGGCAAAAGUUGUUGGAUAUAUAUGAUCCAUGC